Molecule: messenger RNA, 321 nt
Organism: Rasamsonia emersonii CBS 393.64
Lineage: Eukaryota; Fungi; Ascomycota; Eurotiomycetes; Eurotiales; Trichocomaceae
Exons: 3
Coding region: 1-321 (106 amino acids)
Source: RefSeq, a predicted model, not a curated record
AUGACGACCUCACUCGACAGCUUACUCCGUACGAUUCACAAUCUGAACGAAUACGAAACUACGACCGUACGACAGCCGUUGAUCUCCACCGCCUUUUCUCGCUUGGUGAGAACGCGGCCCUUUGCCUUAGCAGAUGAGUCUAGGGCAGAUCGUCUCGGACACAUGACCAGUCUCCGCAGAUUAACGCCCCCAAUUUUAUUUAGGCCUCCUGGCGUGAGAUUGUUUCAAAAGAGAGGCAGGGAUGCGAGGCAAGGGCCAUACCCCUCGCUGGCGAGGGGCGGGACGGCCGGAAUGCUGCAGAGGGUCUGUCUGGAGGGCUGA